Molecule: messenger RNA, 348 nt
Organism: Phytophthora nicotianae INRA-310
Lineage: Eukaryota; Oomycota; Peronosporomycetes; Peronosporales; Peronosporaceae
Exons: 1
Coding region: 1-348 (115 amino acids)
Source: RefSeq, a predicted model, not a curated record
AUGUGUCCAGAGGUGUGCUUUGAGAGUAGAUGGAUUAUCACAGUGUUUUAUUUGCUUGCAGAACACUUUGACGGAUAUCGGAUACGCAAGGGUAUAGGAAGUAGUUGGGUGAACUUAUUGAGGGAAGCAUUGUUUCGUUUUGACCGAGUUGCCACUGACAAUCUUGUCCGCUCUGGAGAGUCCCAGUGGGAGGAUCUUGCUUCUUCGCGCGCUCUCUUUCUGCGGAUCGGCGGUUUGGAAUCGCCCCAUAAGUUGGCUCGCGGCGUCACGACGCACAUCGCAAGCUCCAUCUUGUUCAAGUUGCCGCCACGUAAAUUGCCAGCUAUGUACAUUAAACGAAGUAGUUGA